Messenger RNA from Chionomys nivalis (European snow vole), 4935 nucleotides. It is a transcript of the gene Aida, whose product is annotated as axin interactor, dorsalization associated. The transcript is spliced from 10 exons. Gene Ontology annotation, biological process: determination of ventral identity. The record is from RefSeq and is a predicted model, not a curated record. Bases 248 to 1165 code for a protein of 305 amino acids. Gene Ontology annotation, molecular function: phosphatidylinositol binding. Gene Ontology annotation, cellular component: membrane. NCBI's taxonomy places the organism in Eukaryota, Metazoa, Chordata, Mammalia, Rodentia, Cricetidae.
UCGGGGCGGCCUCAACCUAACUGGGGCGUGGCUUAGGGGCGUGGCCUCGGCGGGGCGGCCGUCUUGGAGCCGCAAAGUUUGGCUGUGGCGGCAAAUGGGUUUGGGCGGCUCCUCGGCGGGUGGCGGUGGUGGCCUUAGCGGUUCCUCCCGGCCCUGUUAAUGCCAGGGCCAAGCCCGGGGAGGAUGGCGCCCUAGAGCCCGGCCUUGCUGGGGUAGGGGCGGGAGGGGGCCGGGGCGGGGACCGGCCAUGUCGGAGGUGACCCGGAGUCUGCUGCAGCGCUGGGGCGCCAGUCUUAGGAGAGGCGCCGACUUCGACUCUUGGGGCCAGCUGGUGGAGGCGAUAGACGAGUAUCAGAUAUUAGCAAGACACCUACAGAAGGAGGCCCAAGCUCAACACAAUAAUUCUGAAUUCACUGAAGAGCAAAAGAGAACCAUAGGCAAAAUCGCCACAUGCUUAGAAUUGCGAAGUGCAGCGUUACAGUCCACACAGUCCCAAGAAGAAUUUAAACUGGAGGACCUGAAGAAGCUAGAACCAAUCUUGAAGAAUAUCCUUACAUAUAAUAAAGAAUUCCCAUUUGAUGUUCAGCCUAUCCCAUUAAGACGAAUUUUAGCACCUGGUGAAGAAGAGAAUUUGGAAUUUGAAGAAGAUGAAGAAGGUGGUGCUGGAGCAGGCCCUCCUGAUUCUUUUUCUGCUAGAGUUCCUGGUACUUUAUUGCCCCGAUUGCCCUCAGAACCAGGGAUGACGUUACUCACCAUCAGAAUUGAGAGAAUCGGUCUGAAAGAUGCUGGGCAGUGCAUCGAUCCCUACAUUACAGUCAGCGUGAAGGAUUUGAAUGGGAUAGAUUUAACUCCUGUGCAAGAUACUCCUGUGGCUUCAAGAAAAGAAGAUACAUAUGUUCAUUUUAAUGUGGACAUUGAGCUCCAGAAACAUGUUGAAAAAUUAACCAAAGGUGCGGCCAUCUUCUUUGAGUUCAAACAUUACAAGCCUAAAAAGAGGUUUACCAGCACCAAGUGUUUUGCCUUCAUGGAGAUGGAUGAAAUUAAACCUGGGCCAAUUGUAAUAGAAUUAUACAAGAAACCCACUGACUUUAAAAGAAAAAAAUUACAGUUAUUGACCAAGAAACCACUUUAUCUUCAUCUACAUCAAACUUUGCACAAGGAAUGAUCCUGAUACAAAUAACCUGGAACUUGUGUGAAUUUUACCACUCCGAAACCAUCAUAGCUCCGUGUAGCAAUUCACUCUUCACAGGCAGGAAUUGAGCCCUACCCAUGCCAGCUGGCCCACAAGUCCGUUGCAAAGCCGGACCCCCGAACUCAAAAGUUCAGCACAUCACUGACCUAUCCUUUGGAUACAAGUUUAUUGUAGAUUUUGAAACAUUUUUACCUUUCUAUUAAUUGUGCAAUUGAUUGUCUAUUUUCUCAUCACCACUGCUUGCCCCUGCUUCCCAGACAGUACUGUUGUGGUUGAUGUGCUGAACUUCAGACAAUGCAGCAAUAAGAAUGUGCUAGAGUUUACAUUUCUGCUCACUUUUCCUCCAGUACGCUCUUCUGGCUUGAAUGUCACACUCUGGGUUGAGGUGGGUAGAAUUGCUCUGAGAGGAAUUGGGCUAGCUACAUUGCCCAGGAAAGUCUGUCUGGAAGCUUAUAGGUACUCUUUAGAAGUGGCCUAGCUGAAUGCCAUAGAUCUCCUGCAUGGAAAGUGUGCCCUGGCCAGGUGAAAAUCCCACGUGGGGUGUUCCCUGGAUGACCAGAUUGUUUUCCUGAAGUGAACACAUGUACUGUCAGGUGGAUUAUCUGCUCUACUGCUCUUCUUCCUGGUAGAUUCUAGGGUUAACGUUGGAACCAUCUCAGAACAACUCCAGGUCUUUAAAUGUGUUUACAAUAUCUUUUAAACUGCAUCAUUUAGGAAGAGUUGGGUCAGAUGUUAAGAUACUGCGGAUAACUGCUGCUUUCCUGACACCCCAUUGUGAGACCUUAAGACCGCAUACCUCUCCUUAGUAUGCAAAAUCUGGAAAGAUAGUUUAUUUUUUUUAAUAUAGGUAGAUAUAAUUGCCAUUUAUUUCCUACUUAGAUAUACAGUCAUUCAUUCCUUUUGAAAAUAUGCAGGCCAUUAGUUUCUUUUAAAUUGACUAUUUACUUUUGAUGUAACAAGGCAUAAAUAAGAUUUUUCAGAGCACAUGAUGUUGUUACACAGAACAUUAAGAUUUGUGAGGGGCUUUCUGUGGGUGAGACAUAGAACCCACAUAUUUUAAUACUCACUUUUCAGUGCACAGUGCAUAAGGAGACUGCACUGUCAACACUGGACCUGUUUUUAAAUAGUAUAAUUCCACCAUACCAUUCAAUAUAUUUGCUUCUUCAAGUAAGGAAUCUCAGUGAUAUUUUAGCCUUGCCCUUCAAGAAAUCUAGUCUUCGCUUUCAGCACCUACAAGGCCACAGUUUACUAGAUGGAUGAAAAGAAUCCACAACGAAAUUAAUCUUGUUUGGAUUAAUUCCAAAUGCUGAAACAAUUCCAUCUACAGAAGCUCUAAGGGAUGUAGAAUUUGCCUUAAAUUAAUUCAUUAUCUGACUCUUAAGCUUUGAGUUGUGGAUCCAAGACUGUAAGCUCCUCACGGGGCAAGAGCCACAUCUCUGGGACAUGUGAAGGGUCUAAGGUGCUUGGCGGUACUCUGUACCUGUGGAGUACUCAGUAUCCUGGGCAGUACUCUGUACCAGGGGAGUACUCAGUAUCCUGGGCAGUACUCUGUACCAGGGGAGUACUCAGUAUCCUGGGCAGUACUCUGUACCUGUGGAGUACUCAGUAUCCUGGGCAGUACUCUGUACCAGGGGAGUACUCAGUACCCUGGGCAGUACUCUAUACCUGGGGAGUAAUCAGUACCCUGGGUAGUACUCUGUACCUGGGGAGUACUAGUAUCCUGGGCAGUUCUCUGUACCAGGGGAGUACUCAGUACCCUGGGCAGUACUCUAUACCUGGGGAGUAAUCAGUACCCUGGGUAGUACUCUGUACCUGGGGAGUACUCAGCAUCCUGGGCAGUACCCUGUACCAGGGGAGUACUCAGUACCCUGGGCAGUACUCUGUACCUGGGGAGUAAUCAGUACCCAGGGUAGUACUCUGUACCCUGUGUCAGUACUGUGUACCGUGGAUAGUACUCAGUACCUUCUGUCUGAUGUUGCUGACUAGACCUAAAAAUUAACCCCAUAAAACCUACUAUUAUUAAAAUGUAGCAAAGACUAUACAUUGUCCUUUCUCUUUUCUUACAGACCAUAAGACAAAUAGCAAAGUGGUCAUUUUCUGUGCUGUAGCCCCGAUCCUUCACAUAAGCAUGUGUGAACUACAGAGGUGCCUGCCAUCAGGGUUAAAGAGCUUUAGUGGAGGGCAGUGGUGGCGCACGCCUUUAAUCCCAGCACUUGGGAGGCAGAGGCAGGUGAAUCUGUGUGAGUUCGAAACCAGCCUGGUCUACAAGAGCUAGUUCCAGGACAGGAACCAAAACCACAGAGAAACCCUGUCUCGAAAAAAAAAAGAAAAAAAAAAGAGCUUUAGUGGAACAUCAUGUGAUAAGCUCAGUUUAAUUCAGACAUGAAGGGCACAACUGUCAUAAGCAGUUAGCACAGAGCAUUCCACAUUUCCCAAGUCAAGUUUCCAUUGCAGUGGGAGAAACUGUCGCACAAUCGCCUUUGCCCCAGCAGGCAUGCUUUCAGGCUGUUACUGCUCCUACUCCGAGUAUUAGCUGCUCAGCCCAGAAACACAGUUAGCUGGAGGCGACUUCUGAAACAGGAACUUUUGAAAUGAAAAAAUGGUUCAACUGAGGUGUGACGUCCUCUGUACCCUCUGUAGGCUGACAGCUUGUCAUGGGCUUUUGUAGCACAGGGUGCACAGUUGGACGGGGCUGAGGGAAAGCAAUGGUAGACAGGCUCGCAACUGCCCAGAUGUGCUACAUGGAGAUUUCCCUACAUCUUGCUGAUGAUGUUUAUGUUAUACAGGAUAAUCAAAGGGCUUUAGAGGGAAAUAUCCUAGUUUUGAAUUAAAAGGGGGGGGGGAGUUACUUAGCUUUACUAUUUGUCUUCUUAGGUGGUAUAAUCUUAACUUUAAAUGCCAUCCAAACUUAGGUGGUUAGAUAGCAGAGGCAGGAGGAUAUGAAGUUAGAGAAAGCCUGAACUACAUAGAUGAGAUCCUAUCUUAAAAAAAAAAAAAAAAAGCAAAAAUUUGAAAUUAUAUUAACCUCACUAUUUUCUAUCUUGAGGAAGUUGACAUACAUUCAGAUUGUGUUUGCAAUUUAGUCUUAUUUUUAUAUUUGGUUUAAAAAUGGCGUAUGCUUGGGGCUUAAGAGAUGAUUUAGAGCCGGUAUUGAUGGUACAUGCCUUUAAUCCCAGCUCUUGGGCAGGCAGAGGCAAGCAGAUCUCUGAGUUCAAGGCCAGCCUGGUCUACAGAGUGAGUUCCAGGACACACAAAGAAACCCUGUCUGAGAGAGAGAGAGAGAGAGAGAGAGAGAGAGAGAGAGAGAGAGAGAGAGAGAGAGAGAGAGAGAGAGAGAGAGAGAGAUCAGAGGUUAGAGCACUUGCUAGAAAUGCUCAGUGGUUAAGAACACUGGCUGCUCUUCCAGAGGACCUGGGUUCAAUUCUCAGCACCCACAUUGCACUUCACAACUGUUUGUAACUCAAAGAUCCACAGAUCUGACACCCUCACAGAUAAACAUGCAGGCAAAAUACAAUGCACAUAAAAUAAAAUAUAAAUAAUUUUUUAAGAGCUGUUCUUUCAGAGAACUAGGGUUCAAUUCCCAACACCCACAUGGUGGACCACAACUGCCUGUCACUCCAGUUAUAGGGGAUCUAGUGCCCUCUUCUGGACUCAUGGGCACCGGACAUACAUGUGGUACACAUACAUACAUACAUGCUGGCAAAACAUAUAUGCAUAGAAUAAAAAUUAAUUUUUUAAUGACA